Messenger RNA from Dendronephthya gigantea, 1465 nucleotides. RefSeq lists its product as uncharacterized. The transcript has 6 exons. Lineage: Eukaryota; Metazoa; Cnidaria; Anthozoa; Malacalcyonacea; Nephtheidae. Bases 245 to 1363 code for a protein of 372 amino acids. The record is from RefSeq and is a predicted model, not a curated record.
UAAUGUACAGACAGAGCAGAAGAGUUGACAAUGUGGUUGAAAACACACGAGCCAAACUUUGAACACUCAGAGGCCGGCAAGGUAAACUGGAGAAACCGGUAGCCACUCUGAUCAUGCGACCUUAAUGCAACCCCACCAACUUGAUAGAAAGUGAUCAGUACGUAUCACAGUCUAGACCUGGCAUGAACAGGCGAAAAUAGUGAAGACGUGGACUAUUUUGAAUGAAAGAAAAUGCUGUAAAGUUAUGGAGUCGCCAAAGUUUAUCAUUUGUCCCGAAUGCAAUGAAAGAUACAACGACACAAGCAAAAGAAGGUUAAUCGAUACAUGUGGUCAUCCAAGAUGUUAUUCGUGUCUUUUUAAGGACAAUCCUUGUCCUGUCUGUACAAAACUUCCUCAGCGACGGGAACGAGCUAGGACAAUGAGUCAUGAAAAAUUACUUGAAGUUGGAGAGACUGGUUUUGCUCGUUAUCAGCGACUUCUGUCGGACACCGCGGCAACAACCUUCACUGGCAUGUUUAGGAAAGAUAGUUACUUAAAAACUUUAUACAGUUACGACCCCAGUUCAAAAGGUUAUAACAUGGAAGAAACGAUACGAAAAUAUCGCUCAUUGGAAAUAUUGAAUGACAGAACAAGAACUGGAAGCAUAUGUUCAGAUGUUUCUAGCGAGACUUUCAUGUCAGCUUUGCACGAUAGUACUCCAGAACAGAGAUCCUUGAGUAGUUCCAUUGAUGAUCUCGAUCACGACAGUCCAAAAUCUUCACCAGAUCCUUCACAAGAUUGUGAGAAACAAAAGGAAUGCUGCCCUAAAGCAUGGCCAUCGUGUCCUGAUCUCUCUAGUCAAGGACAUGUCUGGCAAAUGAGACCACCAGCAAUCGAGAGAAGAAAACGCCCCAGUUCCUUGUACCAAAUAAAGUACUCCACAAAUUCACCAAGAAGUUCCCUUUAUUCUCCGCGAAGUUCGGGAUACUGGUCUGAAUUGGAGCAACUCAGUGAGUCAGAAACAUUUAGUCCAACACAAAAGCAGCCAACUGAAACUACAAGCCUGCAAAAUCAAGACCAGAGCAAAACAAUGGAAAAAACCAAAAACGCUGGAGGAGCCUCUGUAGAAGAACCAAAGACAACGAAAUCGGAGCCUGACGACCGACAAAACAAGUUAAUAGGGGCACGGCAAAUGACACGUGAUGUUUUUCAACAACCACGAUUUAAGGUGGUUCGUACAAGAUCUUCAGAAUGUCUUCCUCGAGUCUCCGACUGUGUUCGUGGAAAAACUAUCCAACGUUUUAAUUCAAUGCCAAUCGAACGCCAUACUAAGAAAAUCUCAGAAAAUAACAGACAAAGGAAAGCUUUCAUGACCGAUGUUUAGGAAAUAUUACCGACGUUUACGUUGAUUAUUCAUUGAAAUGUUGAUCGCAAUAGACAUUGCAUAAUUGACAAAACAAAAUUAUAAAUGUGGUGCAUGACUUCU